Molecule: messenger RNA, 1344 nt
Organism: Penicillium diatomitis
Lineage: Eukaryota; Fungi; Ascomycota; Eurotiomycetes; Eurotiales; Aspergillaceae
Exons: 3
Coding region: 1-1344 (447 amino acids)
Source: RefSeq, a predicted model, not a curated record
AUGUCAGCUUUCAACCCAUUUCGUGCGAAGAAUGCCGUCGGUAGCGCCGACAGUGCGACUGGACAACUUCACAUUGCCGGCAAAGAAGUUCAGCCUGGCGAGUUUUUUAAACCAGUUCCUCAACCGCAACUGCCUCGCCAUCAUCCUCAUAGUCCCCCAGGGAUCCAAACAGCCAAUCCCGACGCAUCCGCUCCCUAUGUCGUGAACACUGUGAAUCCAUUUGCCCCAGAAUUUUCGGCGAACGACCAUGAACGCAACACGGUUGAGCAGACUUCACCUGUCGCGACUGCUUCGCAGUCCAGUUCGGAUGACGGCGGCCAGUCUGUCUGGCCAUCGGACACCGAAAAGAGUCAAUCUGCUGCGCAGAAAACAUCUCUGGGAACUGAAACGGGGAAUACGCCAUCGUCUGAUACUCUACGAGAGGAUGGCCCAGUCUCGAUGAGACCUGGUGUGGGCAACCCGCAAGUACCGCGCUCCAGGCUUGAAGCAGGCGCCAACACAUCACCUUCCGGUCGAUCAACGAAAGACAAGAAACCACCCCCUCCUCCACCAAACCAUCACGGUCGGAAAAUCAGCACGCCUUUGGAGACUGCGGGCGCUAUAAGCCAAUCUAGCGCUGCAUCACCUCAACCCUCACCACCUCGAUCCCGGAAUCGCCUCUCAUACCAUGCUCUUCUUCCCGACUACCAAACAUCGCGUGCCCAACGCUCAGAUACCUCCCGCUCCAGACUCAGUAGUGAUGGUGUGGACUAUUUCUCUUCUUCAACCUCCCUUCCGGUUCCACAACCAGCGCAGGCGGCAGAGAAUGGACCUCCGUUGAACCCCGUUCAACGCAGUGGCUCCCAACGAUCUCAGCGAAAACGGCCCCCAACACCUCCUCUCAGCCGCCGGCAAAGUCAAAUGGGACGCUCCCGAUCCUCACAGUCCAAAGCAAGUGGCGGUCGGCUGGUCAUGUCAUCACUGGAUUCCGAGGGCACUGAUGGCUCACGACCGCCCAGUCCCGGACCCUCGGCGAGGUCGACUACCCCCACUGCAUCCGAGUACAAACGAUUUAGCAUGCCACCAUCUGCAGCACCCCGAGUCGCUGAGAGAGAAGCGGAUUCUCGCCCAUCAGGGAGUCCACUGCCAAGGGAUACUCUCUCCUCCGCCCCAGCGACAGCCCGAGCCAACCUCUCGUCACAUGGUCGCCGUGCCUCGUCAUAUAAUGUUCCCAUGAGCAGUAGCUCUUCUUCCUCUAGUGUGCCUCCCCUCCACCACCACCACCUCGGCGGGCGCGAGACUCAAGCUCUCAAGGAGGUUGAUGAUCUGCGUGGACAUUAUGAGAACCGUCAAGUCAGUUCAUAG